AUGCUUCUCGAGCUUCAUCCCUUGAAUCUACAAAACGAUCCUCCUCUUCGGGACCGAGGCCGGGUGGUGACAGAGAACAAGGACUCAGCUGGCCGGCCGUCAUUGCCAUACCGACCAGCCGGUAGACCAUUGCAAGGCCUAGUCUACGCUGGAAAUGUAAAUCAAGCCGGUCUGCCAAGAGUUGGCCGACACCUACUGGCCGUCUGCACAGCAACGCGGUCUCGACCGAUGCCCGAGUUACGCAUGUCGUUGGGCGGUUAUCCGCUGCCAGCGGGGAGCCAAGAGAGCCAGAGCCCCUCCGUGGUGGACCAUGAAGGUAGGCAGGAGUCGAAGGGGAAGCUUAUGUGUUGCCUGUUGGUGGGAUGCAAGUUGAUUCCGCACACAAACAGUGCAAGCAAGCUCUUCUCUAAAGGAUCUACUGAAAUGGGCCAGAAGUGGACCUACGCUGUAGGUUAG
Molecule: messenger RNA, 456 nt
Organism: Protopolystoma xenopodis
Lineage: Eukaryota; Metazoa; Platyhelminthes; Monogenea; Polystomatidea; Polystomatidae
Source: the annotation of a GenBank genome assembly